This is a messenger RNA of Batrachochytrium dendrobatidis JAM81, 342 nucleotides long. RefSeq lists its product as uncharacterized. Gene Ontology annotation, molecular function: RNA binding; translation initiation factor activity. NCBI's taxonomy places the organism in Eukaryota, Fungi, Chytridiomycota, Chytridiomycetes, Rhizophydiales. Gene Ontology annotation, cellular component: cytoplasm. The record is from RefSeq and is a predicted model, not a curated record. Gene Ontology annotation, biological process: translational initiation. The transcript has 2 exons. The annotation marks the transcript as partial.
AGAGGAAAGAACGAUCAUGAAUCUGAUAAGCGAGAGCUUGUGUUCAAGGAAGAUGGGCAGGAGUAUGCAUCUGUGACCAAGAUGGUGGGAAAUGGCUGGGUAGAAACAUCCUGCUGCGAUGGCGAAAAGAGGCUAGCACAUAUUCGAGGCGCAUUCCGCAAAAAGAUCUGGAUUGGAGUAGGCGAUGUUCUUCUCCUUGGACUGCGAGACUAUCAAGACACCAAGGCGGAUGUAAUUCUCAAGUAUACGCCAGAUGAAGCACGUUUGUUAAAGUCAUAUGGAGAAUUGCCUGAUAAUGUCAAGAUCAAUGAGACUGAAAUGACUGGAGAGGUCGGAGAAGAA